UUAAAAACGUCUUACUGAAAUUUAACUUUAUUUAUUGAAAAUGGAGCAACAAGAAAACAUUUCCAUACAGGAUGCUGAGAGCAUGGAUACCCAACUGGCUUUAAAAAACGCUGGAAUUGAAAAUAAUAGGCUUAAGCUUGAGGUCUCAAGGCUUGGGGAGAUUCUGGAAAAGCAACGGAAGGUCCUGCAGGAGGCAGAGGACAGAAGAAAGGAAGCCAAAUUGAUUUUUUCAGCGCUGAUGACUUUGAAACAGGAUAAUGGAAGUAAAUUGAUAAAUUCUCUAGAUCCACUGACUGAAACUCAAAAAUCUAAACCAGACGACAAGCAAAUAGGUUCCUAAUUUUCCUGUAGAUAUCAAAGAAAAGUAAGGACUUUUUGACUAUGGAUUAUGGACAAACUUAUAGAAAGUUUCUCAGAAAUUUUUCCGAAAUUAUAAAUUGGAUUUCUGAAAACAUUUAAUUAAAAUUCAUGUUUUCUAUUUGAAAAGUUUUUAUUUAACUAAAUAUGAGAAAAGAACAAAUUAUUUGUAUAUUUUAAGGAAAAUUCCGUACAAAAUUCAGAUUUUUUCAAUAAUUUACUUAUUUAAAUAAAAUUAAAAUUUGGGUUAGGUUUAUUUUUU
This is a messenger RNA of Drosophila rhopaloa, 619 nucleotides long. RefSeq lists its product as uncharacterized. Lineage: Eukaryota; Metazoa; Arthropoda; Insecta; Diptera; Drosophilidae. The record is from RefSeq and is a predicted model, not a curated record. The coding region runs from base 41 to 340 and encodes 99 amino acids. The transcript has 2 exons.